Leucoraja erinaceus (little skate) is the source of this 2006-nucleotide messenger RNA. RefSeq names its product tubulin alpha-8 chain-like. Bases 57 to 1361 code for a protein of 434 amino acids. NCBI's taxonomy places the organism in Eukaryota, Metazoa, Chordata, Chondrichthyes, Rajiformes, Rajidae. The transcript has 3 exons. Gene Ontology annotation, biological process: mitotic cell cycle; microtubule cytoskeleton organization. The record is from RefSeq and is a predicted model, not a curated record. Gene Ontology annotation, molecular function: structural constituent of cytoskeleton; GTP binding. Gene Ontology annotation, cellular component: microtubule; cytoplasm.
AUUCCUUCCACCAGCGAGAGUGUAUCUCCAUCCAUGUUGGCCAGGCCGGAGUCCAGAUGGGCAAUGCAUGCUGGGAGCUGUACUGCCUAGAACAUGGCAUCCAGCCAGACGGCUACAGACCAGACGGCAGGAGCACUGGCGGGACAGACGGCUCCUUCAACACCUUCUUCUGCGAGACAUCGGCUGGGAAACACGUGCCCAGGGCCGUCUUUGUGGAUCCGGAGCCCUCUGUGAUCGAUCAGGUCCGUGUCGGUACCUACCGCCUGCUCUUCCACCCCAAGCAGCUCGUGACUGGGAAGGAAGAUUCUGCCAACAACUACGCUCGCGGGUGCUACACCGUCGGUAUUGGGAUGAUAGAGCCCGUCUUGGAUAGGAUUCGGAAACUGGCUGACCAGUGCACGGGUCUCCAAGGCUUCCUGGUGUUCCACAGCUUUGGUGGAGGUACUGGUUCUGGCUUCACCUCCCUGCUGAUGAAACGCCUGACUGCCGACUACGGCAAGAAGUCCAAGCUGGAGUUCUGCAUCUACCCGGCUCCACGGAUCUCCACCGCAGUGGUGGAGCCCUACAACUCCGUCCUGACCACCAGCGCCACCCUGGAGGACACAGACUGCUCCUUCAUGAUGGACAACGAAGCCAUCUACGAUAUCUGCCAGAAGCACCUGGGAGUCGAGAGCCCGGGCUACGUGAACCUCAACAGGCUCAUUGGUCAGGUCGUCUCGUCGAUCACCGCCUCCCUCCGCUUCGACGGGGCCCUCAACGUGGAUCUGAUAGAAUUCCAGACCAACUUGGUGCCCUAUCCCCGAAUCCACUUCCCCCUGGUCACCUACGCCCCGGUCAUCUCGGCCGAGAAGGCUUACCACGAGCAAAUGUCCGUGGCCGAGAUCACCAAGUCUUGCUUUGAGCCGGCCAACCAGAUGGUCAAGUGUGACCCUCGCUAUGGCAAGUACAUGGCUUGUUGUCUGCUUUACCGCGGUGACGUGGUGCCGAAAGACGUCAACGCUGCCAUUGGUGCCAUCAAGACCAAACGUACCAUCCAGUUUGUGGACUGGUGCCCGACUGGGUUCAAGUUUGGCAUCAACUACCAGCCUCCCACUGCGGUGCCCGGUGGGGACCUGGCCAAGGUGCAGCGUGCAGUGUGUAUGCUGAGCAACACCACUGCCAUCGCUGAGGCUUGGGCACGGCUCGACCACAAGUUUGACCUGAUGUACACCAAGCGCGCCUUCGUGCAUUGGUACGUGGGGGAGGGGAUGGAGGAGGGAGAGUUCUCCGAGGCCCGUGAAGACAUGGCAGCCUUGGAGAAGGAUUACGAGGAAGUUGGAGCUGACAGCACAAACAAUGACAAUGACGGAGAGGAAUUCUGAGUCACUCCCAACCCUGGCCUUGAAGAGGAGAUGGAGGAAUUCUGACCUAUUUAAACUUGAGCUUAUUCUAAUUCCACUCCAAUUUAUGUAAGACUCAUUUGAAUUUGUCAGCUUCAUUCAUUUAAAUGUUUGACCUCAACCCUCAUCCUUCAGUAGACGAGAUAAUGGGGAAAGGGUUUGGAUUUCAAUGAUCUGUACUGCCUUCGAUCUAAGUCUGCCAAUUAUUUGAUCAAUAGAAAGCAUAGGCUGUGCAAAAUAAUUUGGUUUUGCUAAUUUAUCAUUCCUGGAAGCGCAAAGACAGGCCUAUCGCCAUUGAGCUGUUGACAUCUGGAAGCCAUCUUGGAGAUCUGACCAUCUAACCUGCUGCUGGGUGUUAGUGUUUGAACUUCUUGAAUGGAUUAAGAACAUGCAACAAGUCCCGUUGUAUCUCAUGAUGGUUGCCACUAUGGAAUAGGAUGGAGAUAAACUGCACUAACAGUAUGGAGGUAAAAUCUGAACCAUCAACGCGUUGAAAGUAUGUCUUCCCAAUGUACCCGCUUCCAUGUGACAGAUCAAAAUUCCAACAUUAAUGCCAAAAGCUUUGUCCAUUUUCCCAGAGGAAAAAUUGAGAUGUAUAAAUGUUUAAGUUAUUAAAAUUUGCACCUU